AUGGAAGCGCGCGCAGACAGUCAUUUCCUAGCCGGCAAAAAGAUCAUCGUCGCGGGCGCCGGCAUCUCUGGGCUUGCGUUUGCCGCAGCUCUCGACAAGCAGUGGGACGACAGGUUCGCACGGCCGGAGGUGACCAUCUACGACCGGGAAAAGAGCGACGAGGCCGCGCAGAGGGAGGGCUAUUCCCUGUCGCUCAAUGGCUUCGACAAGGACGGCGGCCUCGUAGCGCUCAGGGACCUGGGGCUCCUGGACCGGAUUGUCGAGCAUGCAAUUCUCGGGCUGGAGACCCAACCCAGCAUGAAGAUCUGGACGAGCUCCUGGGAGGAGAACAUCGCGAUCAAGCUCCGCGCCUACCAGGGCCUCCCGUCGGCGUCACUCCGUAUCGCCCGGAAGGAUCUCCGCAAGAUCCUGAUCGAUGCCGCCACGGAGCACCGUGCCAUCCGGUGGGAGACUUCGUGCGUGGGCGCCGAGCGGCUGGAGGGUGAGCGCAUACGAGUCCAGCUCUCAGCCGGAGACGGUUCAGGGACGUGGUCCGAAGAAUGCGAUCUGCUCAUCGCGGCAGACGGCGCAAGCAGCAAGAUCCGGGCUGCCCUGCGGUCCAAGGACACGCUGCAGUUCGCGGGCGCCAUACAGCUAGGAGGGUGCGCGAGGUUCCCGGGGGGCAUACCGGCGCCCGUGGACAAGUCGUGGGGUCUCGUCAUCACGGGCGAGGGUGUGUGCUGCUUCUUCUCGCCCGUCGACGCGGAGCGGGUCGUGUGGGCGGUGAGCUGGCGCACGGGCGAGCCGCGCGACCUGGACAAGACGAGACCGGAGGAGCAGUUCCGGAGCCUGAUGGCGGAGGCGCUCGAGCGCGGCGCGGCGAUACGCGAGCCGUUUCGCACCAUUGUCGAGGCGACGGAGCCGGGGACCGAGCUGCUGAUCCCGGCGCGGGACAAGGCGCCAUUCCGUCAUGGCGAGGGCCGUGUUCCUCCGGGAGUCGUCUUUAUCGGCGACAGUAACCACGCCGUGAGCCCCUUUGCCGGCAACGGGGCCAAUCUCGGCCUCAAGGACGGCUGGGACCUGGCGCGCGAGCUGUGCCGCGGGGCUUCGCUCGCCGGCGCGGUCAAGGCGUACGACGACCGGAGCGUGCCCCGGGCUGUUGCGACGAUCAAGAGCUCGCACUGGCGGAUCACGAUGGGUCACGCCACGGGCGCGGCGUACUGGUCCUUUUGGGUGUUUAUGCGGGUGGGAAACUUUAUGUCUUGGCUCUUUGGCAGGUUCAUGUAG
Molecule: messenger RNA, 1266 nt
Organism: Thyridium curvatum
Lineage: Eukaryota; Fungi; Ascomycota; Sordariomycetes; Thyridiales; Thyridiaceae
Exons: 1
Coding region: 1-1266 (421 amino acids)
Molecular function (GO): FAD binding
Source: RefSeq, a predicted model, not a curated record